This is a messenger RNA of Drosophila elegans, 1760 nucleotides long. RefSeq names its product tRNA-dihydrouridine(20) synthase [NAD(P)+]-like (gene Dus2). The transcript is spliced from 3 exons. Lineage: Eukaryota; Metazoa; Arthropoda; Insecta; Diptera; Drosophilidae. Gene Ontology annotation, cellular component: cytoplasm. The coding region runs from base 94 to 1563 and encodes 489 amino acids. Gene Ontology annotation, biological process: tRNA dihydrouridine synthesis. The record is from RefSeq and is a predicted model, not a curated record. Gene Ontology annotation, molecular function: flavin adenine dinucleotide binding; tRNA dihydrouridine synthase activity; tRNA binding.
AAGACGGACCAAAGUCGUACAUUGCAUGAUGGCUGGUCGUGUCGUGCAAAGGCCGCGCCGUCGUCUCGUGGCCAGGCCUCCCAACCCAACGGCAUGCAACAGCUGAAUCCGCGAUUCCACUCCAUGCUGCAUCGCAUCCCAUUUUCGCCUUUGCCCUCCUUUCUCAGGAAGUCCCUGAGCAUGAAGACGCGCCAGCGACUGGACUACCGCAACAAGCUCAUCCUGGCGCCCAUGGUGCGGGUGGGCACGCUGCCCAUGCGCCUGCUGGCCCUGGAAAUGGGUGCGGAUAUCGUGUACACGGAGGAGCUGGUGGACCUCAAGCUGAUCAAGAGCAUUCGCAGACCGAACCCUGCCCUGGGAACGGUGGACUUUGUGGAUCCCUCGGACGGAACGAUUGUGUUCCGCACCUGUGCCCAGGAAACCUCCCGGCUGGUCCUGCAGAUGGGCACCAGCGAUGCGGGACGAGCGCUAGCCGUGGGCAAGCUGCUGCAGCGCGACAUAGCCGGACUGGACAUCAACAUGGGCUGCCCCAAGGAGUUCUCCAUCAAGGGCGGCAUGGGCGCCGCCCUGCUCUCCGAUCCCGACAAGGCGGCUCUGAUUCUGCGCACCCUGUGCUCCGGCCUGGACAUUCCAGUCACCUGCAAAAUACGUAUCCUGCCGGAUGUGGCGGGCACCAUUGGCCUUGUGCAGAAACUGGCCGCCACGGGCAUUGCAGCCAUUGGCAUUCAUGCCAGGACGCGGGACGAGCGUCCCCAGCAUCCUGCCCAUCCCGAGGUGUUGCGUGCCGUGGCGCAGGCCGUGGACAUUCCGAUUAUCGCCAACGGCGGUUCGAGGAGCAUGCACUGCCACGAGGAUCUGCGCAAGUUCCAGGUGGAAUGCGGCGCCGCCAGCGUGAUGGUGGCCCGGGCUGCCCAGCUCAAUGUGAGCAUCUUCCGACCGGAGGGCCUGCUGCCCAUGGACGAGCUGAUCGAAAAGUACCUGCGCCUGUGCGUGGACUACGACAACGCACCGCACAACGCCAAAUACUGUGUGCAGAGCAUCCUCAAGGAGCUGCAGGAGACGCCGCGUGGCAAGCGAUUCCUUCAGUGCCAGACGCUGCAGCAGAUCUGCGAGAUCUGGCACCUGGGCGACUACUGCCGCCGGAAGCAGCGGGAGCUCAAGACGCUGGGCAACUCGGGUCGGGCGGAGGUCGAGCCGCCGGAGGCGCAGGCCAAGCGGCAGAAACUGGAGCAGGCGGCGAAUGCCAUCGAGGACGAGUACGCCGGCGUCAUUUGCCGGAAUAUGCCUUUCCUGCGCUCUACCUAUCCCAGUGAUAACCAUCUGCCCAAGACGCAACUCUACGUUUACUCAGGAAAGGCUGGCAAAUCCCCGCCAGCCUACGAGACGCAGCAGUGCGACAAGCUGUUCCGGUCCAUCUGCAGCUACGACGGCCAGCGGUUCAGCAGCUCCUUCUGGGAGAAGAACAAGAAGCAGGCGGAGCAGGGAGCCGCUCUGGUGGCCCUCCUCCAUCUCGGCCAGCUGGAGGCGGAGGUCUUGCGCGACAAUGGCAGCCUACUCAACUGAAACCCAGCAUCUGUUGCUUGUUUGUGUUAAGGGACACCUACUCGGCUAUGUACCAACCUCUUCGUUAGGACUUCAAUUGUAUGAUUAUUAUGGCAAAUGCCUUUUGUGUUGCGAAUAGACUAUGUGUUGAUAGGGCUACUUCCGUUGGGUUCAUUACAUGUUUAUUUUUUCAAUAAAAGGAAACCAAUAGAAUGUUA